Molecule: messenger RNA, 1181 nt
Organism: Meira miltonrushii
Lineage: Eukaryota; Fungi; Basidiomycota; Exobasidiomycetes; Exobasidiales; Brachybasidiaceae
Exons: 1
Coding region: 257-793 (178 amino acids)
Source: RefSeq, a predicted model, not a curated record
GUUGAUCUUUGAACCGGCUCUCAACCAUGCAAAAUGUGUUUUGUCUGCCUAAAAAGCUAUACAAACGCAACAAGAAGGUAAGCUCCAUUGUUGGGAUCUGGCAAAGAGGAAUCUACAAACUUUGCACUGGUUUGCAUAACACAAUGUAGGCGCAAAUUUGAGCUGGUUACGAACAGAUAUGCUAUAAAAGAAGCAAUAUUCUGAAGUUUAUCGAUAUUCUUUCUCCAACAACAACUUGUCAAAGCCUUUGCCUCAAAUGAUCGUUAUCCAACUCUCUUCUAUCUUCUUCCUCCUUCUUGGAUUGAUUCACGGGGGACAUGGUGCUGAUACUGGUAACGGUAACAUUUAUGCGCCCAAACCCGGGUCAGCAUAUCAUGGCUUAGCAAAUGCUUAUCCUUCGAAUGAUUUUAGCCAUCAUACUGGAGAAUCAAAGUUCAACCACCCUCGCUAUAUUCCAAGAUAUACCAAAGUGGGAAAGAAAUUUUUUGAUGUUUCGGGUUCAGCUAGAUCUGUUAAACCUGGAGCAAAUUAUGAUAACCGUUUAUAUGCUUCUUAUGCCAAUGCUGGCAUGGUGCCACAUACUGAAGAUUCUCGUAAGAUCAAAGAUCCGAAUGACGUUCAUUCUGUCAAUAUGUAUACGGAGAAAUUACGAUCACAUACCCGUAAGAUGAAUCAAGAAGGUUCACAUCAACGUGAACCGUCCAACAAGCGCAAAAGCCCUUCAACGACUACAGCUUCUAGUAAGAGUUCAAUGACUACAGCUUCUAGUAAGAAACGUAACAAGGCUCAAUGAAUAUCGUCAUGUGAAAGCCAAUUAUUAUGUGAAUUGUUCCAGAUCAAAGGUACACUAUUCUAUCAUGAUCGUCAAGAUUACCCCAUAUUUGUUUUGUUUGUUUAUAUUUACAAUCGUACCAUUCAAUCAAUCUUUUACCCCAUAGAAAUAUAACUCUCCGUUUAAUUUGCUCGCUAGAUAUGCAAGCCUAAACGUUGAAUAAUGAAAUGUGAAAUCUCACUCUCCUUGCUUGCUUUAGUGCCUGCAUUGCUUAAGACAAAAAGGCGGUGUUCGGACAACGGAGAAAAUAAAGAAGGCGCUGGACCGGUGCCGAUGAUUGGUUUUUGAAAGCAACUUAUUGGAAAUCACGGCUAAACCGCGUGUGUGUGCUUGUGAACAUACUAAAAAG